AUGGGGCUGGGAAUCCUCGAGGACACGGUCAUGGACCACGUCCCAGGGACGACCCGAUACUUCGACGACCCAGAGCGACCGCAGUUUGCCACCAACGGCACCGAUGGCCUCAAGUGCGAUACCAGCGGGCCGGUGCCCAUCAUCCUCGUCCCCCAGCCCUCCGACGACCCAAACGAUCCGUUGAACUGGCCACUAUGGAAACGUGAUCUUAUCACCUUCAUUCUCUCCAUGGUCGCCAUCUUAGCAACCUGCCUCGGCCCUAUCCUCGCCGCCAACACCCUCACUCUGACAUUCCACUACCGCAGGCCCUUUUCCAAGAUCGCCGACCUGACGGGCUGGUACCUGCUCGGCGUGGGCAUCGCCGCCUUCAUCUUUGUCCCUUCGGGCCGCAUCUGGGGCAAGCGCCAUCUGUUCGUUGGGGGGACACUGAUGUUGGUCAUUACUGCGGCGUGGGGUGGAGCGUCGCAGGGCAGGGAGAACUAUCAAAGCAUGGUGGCGGCGAGGGUUUUCCAGGGCAUUGCUACAGCUCCGUUUGAGUCGCUUGUCAACGUCGCCGUGGGAGACUUAUACUGCGUACAUCAACGCGGUAUCCGCAUGGCCUUCACCAACCUCGCAGUUUUUGGCGGCGCCUUCUUUACCCCUAUCCUAGUCGGCAAGAUCACCAGCUCUAUCGGAUGGUGGUGGACCUUCUAUUUCGUUGCCAUCUUUUGCGCCGUUUGUCUCCCAGUCGUUUACUUGUUCUGCCCAGAGACAGCAUACCGCCGAGACUCAGCCCUGAACACCGACAUGCUGACCACGGAUAACUACACAACGACUCGGAACACCGCUACCACGGCCGAGGACGUGGAAAAGGCCGUCUCUAGCAAUGGUGACGCUUCGACGCCAGGGACGAGUGGCGCAGCCAACAAGCGGACCGGGACCGACGGAACGACAGAUGCCCCGCCACCUUAUAGCCCACAAGAGCCGGCAAGACCCGCACCCGGAAGUCAACGAGAAGACCAAGGUCGCCCAGCAGCCCCUCCUAGAACUCCUCAGCCCGUACCCCCCAAAGCGACGUUCAGACAAUCGUUAGCUCUCUUCAACGGACGGAAGACGGACGAGAGCUUCUGGAAACUGCUCCUGCGACCCCUGCCGCUCUUCUUGCAGCCCGCCUUUCUCUGGGCCUGCCUGAUCCAGGGUCUGAUGAUCGGCUGGACCGUCUUUAUCGGCGUCAUCCUCGCCCAAUUCUUCAUCGGCCCGCCGCUGUGGUGGAGCGAAGUGAAGACGGGAUACGCCUACACGGCGGCGUUCGUCGGUGCUAUUGUCGGCUUCCUCAUUGCCGGCGCCCUGUCCGACUGGAGCGCGCGCUUCAUGACCAAGUUGAACAACGGCAUCUACGAGCCCGAAUUCCGCAUCCUGCUCGUCAUUCCCCAGAUGAUUCUAGGCUGUGCCGGUCUCUAUGGAUUCGGUGUCACUGUCGACGGCCUGCUCAACUACAAAUACACCUACAUCGUCCCGCUCGUCUUCUUCGCCCUUCAAGUGGCCGGCAUGGUUAUCGGUGCUGUCGCGAGUUCCCUGUACAUCGUUGAUGCUUACCGCGACUUGGCCAUCGAGGGUUUCACCUGCAUGAUCAUCUUCAAGAACGUCUUCAGCUUUGCCCUCACUCUGAAGGCUUUCGAUUGGCUCGUCGCCACCACCAGUCUUGCUACCCCGUUGUUCAACAUCAUCGCCUCCAUCCAGGUCGGCAUCUGUGUGCUCAGCAUUCCCAUGUACGUCUAUGGCAAGCGGGUCCGCAGUUUCUUCCACCGCCACGACUUGCUCGAGACCUUCAAGGUGCGGUAG
Chaetomium globosum CBS 148.51 is the source of this 1821-nucleotide messenger RNA. RefSeq lists its product as uncharacterized. The record is from RefSeq and is a predicted model, not a curated record. The transcript has 5 exons. Gene Ontology annotation, molecular function: transmembrane transporter activity. Lineage: Eukaryota; Fungi; Ascomycota; Sordariomycetes; Sordariales; Chaetomiaceae. Bases 1 to 1821 code for a protein of 606 amino acids. Gene Ontology annotation, biological process: transmembrane transport.